ACCUAGUUUCCGUUCUUGCUGCUUCAAUCAAAUAGGAGUGUGAAUUUGAUUGUCGGUUCAAAAAACCCUAGCAAGAAGCGAAUCGCGGUUCGGAGUUGUCCAUCAUUGUCGGCCAAGCGUCGAGGCCGACGCCACAACCAUGAGUCAAAUUCAGAAUUUCGAGCAACACUCUCGCUAUCUUAUCGAACCCGACCUCCCAAUCCAAGGGAGGCUUCAAAUGGUAAUGGAGGUCCGCGACAGUCUGGAGAUUACUCACAAAGGGGAGUACUUGAAUUUCCUGAAAUGUUACUUCCGGGCGUUCUCUGCGAUCUUGUAUCAGAUAACGAAGCCACAAUUCGUUGACAACCCGGAGCACAAGCUCCGGAACAUUGUUGUGGAGAUACUCAAUCACCUGCCCCACAGCGAGGUGCUUCGGCCCUUUGUUCAGGAGCUCCUCAAGGUCACAAUGCACGUGCUUACCACUGAUAAUGAGGAAAAUGGCUUAAUUUGCAUCCGUAUAAUAUUCGUGGUCAUGUUUCUGUUUCAGUUGUAUAGCAGGCUUGUUCAGACUAACAUUCCUCAGUUGCUGCCUUUGAUGGUUACGGCUAUAUCUGUUCCGGGUCCGGAAAAGGCUCCGCCUCAUUUAAAAAGUCAUUUCAUUGAGCUAAAGGGUGCACAAGUUAAGACCGUUUCUUAACUUAAGUUACCUCUUGAAGAGUUUUUCUGAUUAUAUCAAGCAACAUGAAGAGAGUAUUUGUAAAAGCGUUGUCAACCUCCUUGUUACUUGUUCUGACUCUGUUUCCAUCCGGAAGGAAUUGUUGGUAGCCUUGAAGCAUGUUCUUGGGACAGAUUUUAAGAGAGGCUUUUUCCCUUUGAUUGACACACUCUUGGAAGACAGGGUUCUUGUGGGAACUGGCCGAGCAUGUUUUGAGACAUUGAGGCCAUUGGCUUAUAGUCUACUGGCAGAGAUUGUUUAUCAUGUUAGAGUAGAACUCUCCUUGUCACAGAUAUUGUUGAUCUUAUUCUGAUGUAAAAAUAUGCCAUGUAAAUUUCUCAUUACUUGUGAUUGUUUUGUAGAAGUUAAUUGCAGAAGGCAUUCAACUUCCAUUGUUACCUCUUUUUUGUGCUCAACACUUUCUUUUAAGAUAAUGGUAACAUGGGGAAAGUCACGACAUUGUACA
Molecule: messenger RNA, 1160 nt
Organism: Diospyros lotus (date-plum)
Lineage: Eukaryota; Viridiplantae; Streptophyta; Magnoliopsida; Ericales; Ebenaceae
Exons: 5
Coding region: 140-676 (178 amino acids)
Source: RefSeq, a predicted model, not a curated record